Messenger RNA from Saccharomyces mikatae IFO 1815, 840 nucleotides. It is a transcript of the gene POM33, whose product is annotated as nucleoporin POM33. Gene Ontology annotation, cellular component: endoplasmic reticulum; membrane. Bases 1 to 840 code for a protein of 279 amino acids. Lineage: Eukaryota; Fungi; Ascomycota; Saccharomycetes; Saccharomycetales; Saccharomycetaceae. Gene Ontology annotation, biological process: endoplasmic reticulum tubular network organization; membrane organization. The record is from RefSeq and is a predicted model, not a curated record. The transcript has a single exon.
AUGUCGUCAAGACCAACUAAUAAUCAAGCCCCACCAAACCUUCCUAGCAGAGAUAAGUCGCUUUUACAGAGGUUUAUGGCAGUGGCCAAAAGCCUACAGUUUGCAUGGUUCACUGGCCAUUCCAUAGUGUUGGUCAGCUCCAUACUCUACCUGUUCAAGAUGUCUGAAUUUUACUACAGGUUGGUAUACCUCGGUGUCAUCGAAUCCUUCGGCAUCAUUAUCUACCAGCAGUUUUUCACCCGCAAUGAACCAUUGCAAACCCAAGACGCCGCCACCACUAAGGCCUCGAUAACGUCACGCAUUUCUGGCCUGCUGAAGAGUGAAGAUGUGCUGUACUUGGUCUUAGCCAAUUUCUGGUUGUUCACCCCAAGAUUUUCAUUCAGCUUGAUCCCGUUUUUCGCAUUUGCUGUCUUCCAUGUUUUGAUCUACGUCGAAAAGGUCCUCCUACCAAAGGUCUUCCAUCUUUCCAGCAAGGACUCUAGUAAGGUCCUCAGGUUCAUUGACAGGUUUGUUGUCCAAUACAAUGAUUUAUGUAUGCACUGGGUCGGUACGGCGGAGUUGCUGAUCUUCAUCUUUGUCCUUUUCAGGGCCAUUCUAUGCUUCCGUCGGUCUUGGAUCAUCCUUGUGGUGUAUUCUAUCUUCAUCAAGUUAAGAUACGAAAAUUCCAAGUACAUGAAAGCUGCCUUUGCUCAAUGGAGGGUCAGAAUGGAUGGAAUUAUAAGUCAUCCAUCUGUUCCACCGUACGUCAAGAGAGCUUACAAUGCAGCCAAGACGGGCUUGGUACACUUAUCCGAGUACCGCUUAAGUGGUGUCCCACAGGUGGCCAAGAAGCAAAUUUGA